Molecule: messenger RNA, 441 nt
Organism: Mycena citricolor
Lineage: Eukaryota; Fungi; Basidiomycota; Agaricomycetes; Agaricales; Mycenaceae
Source: the annotation of a GenBank genome assembly
CUGCGCGCUACAUUACUGAUGCUGCUUCGACGCUGGCUUUCAGCAAAUCGGACCGCGUGGGAGUGUUGUAGCUUGAUUCAGACACAAAAUUAUGCGGGCUUUUCACGUCGUGAUUGUUCUACGGGGCUCUGCGGAGACGGGAUGGCCCUCCCCGCUGAGCUUUCUUCUAUGCAGUCGAUGAUAACUGACUCUCAGGAGAAAGGCAGCGUCUCAAAGUCAAGGAAAGGUCUCAGAGUCAUGGCUUAGGACUACGCCUUCACCCCUACACCUCCAUUUUUCAAUGCAUACGGGGCUACAUUGUGUACUGGUUAGCCUCAAAGUCCAAAUUGAUCCCAUCCGACGAACGGGCAUGCGUCCGCAUCUUGAUUGCUUAAAUUCCGAGCUUAUAUCUUGCCGCGCCGCCGUGAUCUAAGUUUCUAGAACACCUUAUCUAGAGAUUAU